This is a messenger RNA of Durio zibethinus, 1698 nucleotides long. RefSeq names its product isocitrate dehydrogenase [NADP]-like. The record is from RefSeq and is a predicted model, not a curated record. NCBI's taxonomy places the organism in Eukaryota, Viridiplantae, Streptophyta, Magnoliopsida, Malvales, Malvaceae. Gene Ontology annotation, cellular component: mitochondrion. Gene Ontology annotation, molecular function: NAD binding; isocitrate dehydrogenase (NADP+) activity; magnesium ion binding. Gene Ontology annotation, biological process: NADP+ metabolic process; isocitrate metabolic process.
UUUUUAAUAAAAAAGGUCAUGCAUUUUAGAAGCUCCCUCGGAACAAUCUCCAAGUAGACCCUCCUUUUUGGAAUUUACCCAUUUUCCGUUAUCAACCUAUGGUAAGCUCAAGGUCCGCAUAAAGAAUCUCCCGUUGACCCUUAUUUGUAGCCUAGGCUAGGAGAAGGAGUGGGUUUGUGUUGGUUUCCUGUUUCAAUCGAAAUGGCAUUCCCUAAUAAGAUAAAGGUGAUGAAUCCCAUAGUUGAGAUGGACGGGGAUGAAAUGACUCGGGUUAUUUGGAAAUCUAUAAAGGAAAAUCUUAUCUUUCCCUUCCUGGAGUUGGAUGUCAAAUAUUUUGACCUUGGUCUCCAUAAUCGUGAUUCCACCGAUGAUCAAGUUACCAUAGAAAGCGCUCAAGCUACUCUUAAGUAUAAUGUAGCAAUUAAAUGUGCAACUAUAACUCCAGAUGAAGCCCGUGUUAAGGAGUUCAACUUAAAGAAAAUGUGGAAAAGUCCUAAUGGGACAAUACGAAACAUUUUAAAUGGAACAGUUUUCAGGGAACCAAUUAUCUGCAAUAAUGUCCCUCGGCUUGUCCCAAGUUGGACCAAGCCGAUCUGCAUUGGAAGACAUGCUUUUGGUGAUCAGUACCGAGCAACUGAUUUAGUUGUACGAGGAUCUGGAAAACUUAUGCUUGUUUUUGUUCCAGAUACAAGUGAUGAGAAGGAGCUGGAGGUUUUCAACUUCAAAGGUGAUGGAGGUGUAGCUUUGUCCAUGUACAACACUGAUGAGUCUAUACAAGCUUUUGCUGAGGCUUCAAUGAACACUGCUUACCAGAAAAAAUGGCCACUUUAUCUUAGCACAAAAAAUACAAUUCUGAAGAAUUAUGAUGGAAGAUUUAAGGACAUAUUCCAGGAAGUUUAUGAAACUCGAUGGAAAUCCAAGUUUGAGGCUGAAGGUAUAUGGUAUGAGCAUCGUCUUAUUGAUGAUAUGGUUGCUUAUGCUCUAAAGAGCGAAGGAGGUUAUGUAUGGGCAUGCAAAAACUAUGAUGGAGACGUGCAGAGUGAUUUCUUAGCCCAAGGGUUUGGAUCUCUUGGGUUGAUGACAUCAGUGCUGGUGUGCCCAGAUGGAAAGACUAUUGAAGCUGAAGCAGCCCAUGGCACAGUUACCCGCCACUACCGAGUUCAUCAGAAAGGAGGUGAAACCAGCACUAACAGCAUAGCAUCAAUUUUUGCUUGGUCACGAGGCCUUGCACACAGGGCAAGGUUGGAUGGCAAUGGGCGACUGCUAGAUUUUACUGAAAAACUGGAAGCAGCCUGUGUUGGAACAGUUGAAUCAGGGAAAAUGACUAAAGAUCUUGCGCUACUCAUUUAUGGACCAAGGGUUACUAGGUCUCAGUAUCUAAAUACAGAGGAAUUUAUUGAAGCUGUAGCUAAGGAGUUGAGUAAAAGAUUGCAUGUGAAAGCGAAUUUGUAACACAUGUGGCCUCUCACAUAGCUUUAUCCUUGGCAAUAAUAAUGUAUUACCUGCAAUUUGGUUAAACAGUAUAUAUAUAUAUGUAUGUAUUGAAUUCUAAAUACCCAUAUGAGAAUUGGGAAGGGAUGACAAUGAGAAGAAUAUAAAUGGUAUCCGGCACCAGCAUUAUCCUCCAUCAUUGAACCUUUUAGUUGGAUUGGGAUACCAUAUAAAGGAUUCAUACAUAAUAUCUUAAUGCUUACUUAA